Molecule: messenger RNA, 1110 nt
Organism: Amaranthus tricolor (Joseph's coat)
Lineage: Eukaryota; Viridiplantae; Streptophyta; Magnoliopsida; Caryophyllales; Amaranthaceae
Product: ethylene-responsive transcription factor ESR2-like
Exons: 1
Coding region: 1-1110 (369 amino acids)
Biological process (GO): regulation of DNA-templated transcription
Molecular function (GO): DNA-binding transcription factor activity; DNA binding
Source: RefSeq, a predicted model, not a curated record
AUGGAACAACAACAACAACAAAUAAAACCUCACUACUUCCCUCAAACAUUCACUCAAUUCUCACUUGAAGACCUUCAUUCUUCCCUAGACAAACAAUCAGAAAACACCCCCAAAAAAACCCCUUCAAAACCCACCAAGACCGCCACCGUAAAUAGCACCCGCUACCGCGGUGUUCGGCGUCGACCAUGGGGUCGAUACGCCGCCGAAAUCCGAGACCCACAUUCCAAAGAACGCCGUUGGCUCGGCACAUACGACACAGCUGAAGAAGCCGCCUGUGCGUAUGAUUGUGCCGCACGUGCUAUGCGUGGUAAUAAAGCACGUCUUAAUUUCUCUUACUCUUCUUUACCACUUGAUUAUGAUCAUCAUAAUAUCAUGUAUCCACCUCCUUUACCACCUUUUAAUAAUGCUUCUACUUCCAAGAAAAAAUCUCAACCGUCUAUUAAACCUAAGUCAAACCUCAUCCCUCAAAAUUCUAACUUUAUGGAAUGGCUUACAUCAUCAUCAUCAAAUCAGAAUUCCCAUCUUACCAUGAUGAAUGGUUCUGAUGGAGGGGUUAUGAUGGGGUUCACUGAAUCUCCUGUUCCUGCGUCACAGAGGAAUAUGGUGAACACUUUUAGUGAUUUAUUUCCUUCAUCAUUAGCCGGCUUUAAUAACGAUAAUCUUUUGCCUGAUUACCAUCAUUAUCAUCAUAACAGUGAUUGUUCUAACAUUACAAUGAUGGAUAAUAAUGAAAUUAUUCCAUCAGAACAAUCAGGAAAUUCAGGGCUUUUAGAUGAAAUUAUUGAGAAAUAUUUCCCUAAGACUAACCCCACCAAAUCUUACAGUGAACAUUCAUCUGUAAGCUUUGAUCAUCAUCAUCAUCAUGAGAAUUCUCAUGUCGGGGUUUACUUUGAUGGUAGUGCAAGUGAAACGGUGUCAUUUAAUGGUGGUAUGAUGACAGGUUUUGAGGAAACGGUAGGGAGAAAUUAUCCAGUGUAUGAGUUCCCACAAUAUCAGUACAAUGGACCGUCAAUGAUGUUUGAUGAUCAUGGCGUUGGUGGCAUUUUUCAGUACAAUGAGCUCUACAGUAUGUUGGCUACUCCUAGAGGUGCAAAUUGCCUUGGCAUGUAA